Aspergillus ruber CBS 135680 is the source of this 1606-nucleotide messenger RNA. RefSeq lists its product as uncharacterized. The transcript is spliced from 4 exons. The record is from RefSeq and is a predicted model, not a curated record. The coding region runs from base 411 to 1130 and encodes 239 amino acids. NCBI's taxonomy places the organism in Eukaryota, Fungi, Ascomycota, Eurotiomycetes, Eurotiales, Aspergillaceae.
CCUAGCGGGUGGAGGCUGCCAGCCUCGGCGGAAGACUGCCCUGGCCCCCAUAUAUCUGCCCUAAGCUAAAGCAGUUUAUGAUCGACUGUAAAUCGAAUCCUGCAGUCUGCCUUUCCACUGAUCCCAGCACUCGUUUAGAUCGAGUGUAGCUACCGCACGGAAAUAUGCCUGAUUCUUCAAAAAGGCGUUCGGCUCCAAACAACGCCUCGUUCAAGAUGAAGAUUAGGCGCAUUUUGCUGAAAAACCCGAUAAACUGGGUGAGCCUGCGUUUCAACCUCAUGCAGACCUAUUGACCCAAAAUGCAUAAAUAGGAAUCCAAAGCACUCGCUUUUCAAUCACUUCAGCUACAAUAUUCACUAUACAUCCUUUUUCAGGUCUUAUUACACCCAAUACAAAACACAAGUCGCAAGAUGAAGACCUCCACUGUCCUAUUCGCCUUUUGCUCGCUUGCCGGCAUCGAAAAGGCCAUUGCCGCUCCGGUCGGCGAACUACUGACACGGGCAACGGGGACCGGCAACGAUGACUGUGACCCGAUUCAGGGAACGCUCAAUAUCCGCGGUGAAGAUGCUCUCACCUAUGAUGCCGACUGCUGGGCGAUGCUGUGCGGAGGAAAAGAUCCAGUUAUGCAAAAGAUCGCAUCAAGUUAUGCCGAUAAGCAUCGCCAAGUCGCCGCUGGAAGCGCUGCCUCCAAGCAGCCCUUCAAGAACCCCUCGUCCAAUGGCAUCAAGGCCCUUCCACCCACUACUGCAUGGGGCCUCAACCAGGACUGGGAUUCCGCAGAAGAAUUCCCGUUUGCAUCAACGGUCAGGGGUGGACAAGGUGCCCUUCUAUUCCCGGUGAACAAAAAGUCGCAGGAUGAGCAAAAGAUCUCGCUUUCCGCAUUCUACUCCUCCAACAGGAUCAAGGGUUAUGACCCGGCCAAGAAGGGCCAAGCUGGCGCUGAGGAUGGAACAUGGUUCACUAUCAAGAAGUUUACCGGUCCAGUAGGACCCUACUGCAAAGCUUACAAUGAUGAUGAUAUUAGCGUCUGCCACAAGAAGACUGCGGAUUCCCGCUGGGACUACGACCCUGCUGAGUAUGCGUAUACUUAUGAUCACGCAUCCAAGACUUUCAAACACCAAGGAAAGUAAAUGCCUGAGCUGCUGCUCUUGCAAUAAGUCCGACAAACAGCAUACGGUCGUAGACUACAUGUUAUUGUAGUACCUUUUGUACAUCAUGGAUUUCUGCACCGACGACCAAGACGCAUCCAAAAUACCUACAGCAGCCCGCGACGACUCAGCAAAUUCAACUGAUCGAAACUUCCUAUCAUAACUGAACGCAACUGAAGAACCCCCACCCCCACCAUUCUUCAGGCUGUUGAGGUGACUGCGGGAAAAUGUACAACUAUUUCAGUCCAGCAUGACCUACGCUGGACUUUCCUGGAAAAGAGUUAUAAGUCCUACCGCAAGGCCCGCCUUGACAACCGGGCAUUUCAUCUCAGGAGAUACUAUGACAAAACGGACGUUGCAAAAUAUCCCCUGCCUUGAUAUAGUCAUUUGACUUAAUGCAUUGCUCUUAUUCUGAUACAAUUUCAUGACAUUCUUCCAUAUGGGCAUUUACUCGAAGG